UACGAUUGUAAAUAUACAUUUCAGAAAAAGUGUUUUUAAAAUGAUUCGAGAGUAGAUAUUUCUUUUUCAAGUUUGAAAACAUUUGGAUUUUCGAACAGACGAACUUAAUUUAGGAUCAAUAUGUUUAACGGACGAUUGAAGGUUUCUGUGUGUGGGGCCGCUGAGCUUCAGCAAACGAACUUCAUGACUAGGCUGAAUUUUGAGAAGGAGAAGAAACCUGAUCUUGACCCUUAUGUAGCGAUUGACGUCGACGAGGUUUUCGUUGAAAGGACCUCGACCAAGCAAAAGACGCGGGACCCGGACUGGAACGAAGUCUUUGACACAGACCUGCUCCGUUCUGCAGAGGAGAUUGGGUUUACAGUCUUUCACGAUGCAACCGUGCCCCCAGAUGAUUUUAUCGCCAACUGUAAGAUCCCCCUGGCCGAGCUUAUUGAGAAAGAAGCUCAACCUGUUCAUGAUAUUUGGGUCAACCUAGAACCUAAGGGUAAACUACAUGUGAAAGUUGAGAUAAUUUGGGCAACUCAGGAGGAGCAAAACCAGCCUGCCCGUUCCUUCCAGGUAAACGGGCAUAAGUUUAUGGCAGUCUACCUGAAGCAGCCGACCUUCUGCUCUCAUUGUAAAGAUUUUAUUUGGGGCCUAGGAAAGCAGGGUUACCAAUGCCAGGUGUGCGUAUGCGUUGUGCACAAAAGAUGUCACGAGCUCAUAAUUACGAGAUGCCCUGGAGUUCAGGAAACCCUGGAGGACAAUAGUGGAGCUAGGUUUAAGAUCAAUGUUCCUCACAGGUUUGAGAUCCACAGUUACCGCACAUUCACGUUCUGUGACCAUUGCGGAUCCUUGCUUUAUGGUCUUCUCAAGCAGGGGCUACAGUGUAAAGUGUGCAACAUGAACGUGCAUAAGAGGUGCAAGGAGAACGUGGCCAACACCUGCGGUAUUAACCCUCGGCACAUGGCAGAUAUUCUACAGGAGAUGGGUAUGAGUGUUGGUAAAUUGUCCCUUCCUAAACCUAAGAUGAAACAUCGGUCAGCUGCCGGGGCAGACAGCGGGCCGGUCUCUCAAUCAGAGAAGGAAUUGGACGAGAACUUGAUGGUCAAAUUACAGAUUGAGGCACAGCAUGAGAUGGAUCGUAAGAUGAGGGAUAGGAUGGCAAACCUUCCUCCUUCUCAGAGCAUUAAGAGGAAGGAGGAUGGGGAGAAGGAGAAGGUUGGUAUAACCAGUCUUCAAGAUCUUGUAAACAAACAAGCUGGACUUAACAAAUCCUCACUUGCAGAAUUCAAGUUUUUAAAGGUUCUGGGCAAGGGUUCCUUUGGCAAGGUUAUGCUCUCUGAGAAGAUUGAUACAGAAGAGGUCUUUGCUAUCAAGGUUUUGAAGAAAGAUGUAAUCAUCCAAGAUGAUGAUGUAGAGUGUACAAUGACACAUAUAUAGAGUAUAAAUAUAGACUAUGAUCAUUCUGUAAUAUAUAAAAAGUAUUUCUGUCUGGAUACGCCGGACCGAUUGUUUUUUGUGAUGGAGUUUGUGAACGGUGGAGACCUAAUGUUUCAAAUACAACGAGCCAGGAAGUUUGAUGAAUCCAGGGCAAGGUUCUACGCUGCUGAAGUAACUUUAGCUCUGCAGUAUCUGCAUAGGCAUGGAGUUAUUUACAGAGAAGGAUUUGAACACGAUUACGGCGCAAGCGUGGACUGGUGGGCCCUGGGUGUCCUCAUGUACGAAAUGAUGGCGGGGCAGCCUCCCUUCGAGGCGGAUAACGAGGACGAUCUAUUCGAGUCUAUCCUUCAUGAUGAUGUUCUUUACCCUGUCUGGUUGAGUAAGGAAGCAGUCAGCAUUCUUAAAGGGUUCAUGCAGAAGAAUGUAGCGAAACGGCUUGGUUGCAUAAAGGCGCAUGGAGGAGAAGAGAGUAUAAAGCAUCAUCCGUUUUUCCGGGAUGUAAAGUGGAAGGAACUGGAAGAGAGGAAGGUUAAACCACCCUUCAAACCUAAAAUUAAAAACCGGAAAGAUGCUCUGAACUUUGACAGCGAGUUCACCAAAGAGGAUCCUGUUCUAACUCCAGUCAACAUAGAGAUACUAAAAACAAUUAACCAGGAGGAGUUUGCUGGAUUUAGUUUCCAGAAUACAGAGUUCGGAAAACUACUCGCUGGAGGUCCAACCGUAGCAAAGAAGCAUUAAACUUUUACUCUACUAGAUAUUCAUGAAAGUAUUUGCUGUGGGAGAUGGUAAAUGUGUACAGUAUAAACCUGAAGAAUCAGUGCUCUUUCGUCUGCUCUAACAAUACUUAGAGAAAAUUCCUCUUAGUGCUCUUCUAAUACCUAGAGCAAUCUUCUAGUGCUCUUUUCUUAAACCUAGAGCAAACCCACUCUCCCCAGCAUUUGAGCCAACCAAGCUUUUUAGCGAUAAUUGCUUUGAAACCCUGGAUUUAUAAACUGGGGGUUUAAUAAUAUUUUUUCAGUAAUUGCAACCUUUUCCUAUUGCAUUCUUGCUCGUAACAUCAUUGAUUAGGUUCCGCGCAUUCUUUUUAUUUAUUUUUUUUCUACUCAAAAUUCUCAGCUAAAAAGUUUCGUAGAUUUUGAUAUCUCUGAACUUGUGAAAAUUGAAGUUUAAACGCAUAUAUUUUCGACCGUUGAUUGUUAUGUAAACAUUCGUUGUUUUUCCUAAUUUUAUCUUAGAACUAAAUCGAAACUAAGAAAGUGUUCACUAUUCUUAAAUUUAGCGUCAUAUUAUUGUCUUUGGUUAAAUCCACGCUAACGGUGAUUUUAAAAAAAAUCCUAGUCAAAAGUUACUGUUUUAUAAAGUUUAAUGCCCCUCGCCCCUCACCAUUUAACACCGAAGUAUGGGUUUAAACAAAAACUUGUGUUUUGGAUUUUUGCCACUUUUGAUUUUCGUAACACUUCUGUUUUAAUAAAAUGCCUAGAUAACUAAAACGGCCUAAUGUAAUUUGUACACCGUGCAAACGUAACGUACAUAUUGUUAAACGCACAAAUUAAAAUCUAGACACACAAGAAAGCUGGGCACAAUUUCAACUAUCUUGAAAUUUAUACAAUGCCAAAUUAGUCGUGGAAGACGACAUUGUUUUCCGCUUAAAUUUUUUUACUGGGGUUACCAUCUUCCUAUUUAAUCUUCCCUUGUUCCGGAACAGUUCUUCGUGGAUUUUUAAUAGGAUUGUUCUUGAUAUUAUUAUGUUUUAUAGUCUAUUACAUAUUUUAUUUGUUAAAAACAAUUUUUUUGACUUUUUGUAGUUAUUAAAACUGGUUGUUGUCCAAUCAGGAACUAAAGGUUCGCUCUACAUUUAGAUGUUUUGUUGUCCUUCUUUAAGAAAUUCGUCAACUUUUUAGAUAUUUAAAAAUUUGUUUUCUAACAUGUGCCACGCCACUGUAACUUAAUUGUAAUGCCGCCAAAAUGAAUCCAGCAAUGAGUGGCAUGUUAUGAAUUCUGCUUUUAUGAGAAAUAGUAUUUUGCGGAUUUUUGUCCAACGCAAAAAUAGCGCAUUUUCUUUAAUGUUGGCAGUAGCUUCCCAUGUCACAAAGAAUAUUAUUGAACUUUAUUGAAUGACUGAAAGGAUUGGAGAAACCAAAUCUAUUUAUUUAUUUAUGUAUGCCUUUAUCCCCAUCUACCUAUAGCCCUCCCUUGAAAUUACUUGUAGUAAAAUAUGUGAAUGUGUAACAAUACUAAAUAUUUUAUAAAAUCUUUACUUUCUUAUAUGAGAUUGAUUUUUAAAUAUCAAUUUUGCUAAAAAUUGUAUUUUCUCGCGUUCAUUAUUUAAUUAAUCCCCCAGAUACAGUUAUUGUUGGUGAAUUUUUAAGAGUUGUCGUGUGCGUUCUGAGUGAUUGAGCAUUAUUUAGGAAGUCGGAAUAUUUCCAGAUUUUCUGGGAUUUGUUUCUUUUAAUUUUAAUGCUCCCUCGCUUAUUUGUUAAAAAAUUUCUAAUUUGCUUCUUGAAUCUAAAAUAUGGCGACCUAGGAUAAAUAUUGAAUGAUUAUGUAAUGUUAGCUUGAAUGUCGGGCGUUUUUUCCCCAAUUUAUUCUUUAAUAAUUAGAAUUCCAUUGUAUGUCCAAACUUAUUGACCAACCUUGCCUGUAUACUCCCCCCCCUCUCGUAAUUAACCUUUCUGUAUUAUGCCCACCCCUGAAACUUCCCUAUAUUUGUCCCCCUCCUCCCCUCCCCCUCGCCUGAAUUGUCUGUUGAUUAUAGAUGUAUGUAUUUAUAAAUAUAUGUCCUGUACCGUU
Molecule: messenger RNA, 4212 nt
Organism: Eurytemora carolleeae
Lineage: Eukaryota; Metazoa; Arthropoda; Copepoda; Calanoida; Temoridae
Gene: Pkc98E
Product: calcium-independent protein kinase C-like
Exons: 25
Biological process (GO): protein phosphorylation
Molecular function (GO): diacylglycerol-dependent serine/threonine kinase activity; ATP binding
Source: RefSeq, a predicted model, not a curated record